Molecule: messenger RNA, 863 nt
Organism: Monodelphis domestica (gray short-tailed opossum)
Lineage: Eukaryota; Metazoa; Chordata; Mammalia; Didelphimorphia; Didelphidae
Gene: C6H9orf152
Product: chromosome 6 C9orf152 homolog
Source: RefSeq, a predicted model, not a curated record
GCCCAGGUUUGCUUUUCCCUUGGCAAACAGUCAGGGGACACGCCCAGGCUCUGCCCACUGCGAGGCAGGUGACCUGCAGGGCUCAGUCUGCUCCAGCUCCAGCAGGGGAUGGCAGCACCCUCACCUGCCCUGGAGCAUGAGACGGGGCCUUCUUCAGGGGCACCAGAGCCUGGCACGGGAGCAGAGGCUGCAGCCCCCCUGUGGCAGCCUUGUCAGACCAGGUGAAAGCAGCAGUAACAAGAUGGAGACGAGAGGCUCGGGGCCGGAGAUGCUGGGCACGGAGGGCAUCCAGGGUCCGUGGCGCACCCACUUGGCCAUCCACCGGCUUCGGCAUGCCAGCUGCUGGGAGACUCUGUCUCUUCUGAAGGACGGGCAGGCCACUGGGGCCCCCCAAGUUCCCAUGGAAGAAGGCACUGGCAGGGAGGCACCCCCCAAGCAGGGCCCCCAGAAAGAGCCUUCCCAGCCCCCAGCCAGUCCUACUGAUGCCCGAGGGCUGAGCCACUACCCUUUCCCAAAGAGAAAAGCACCCCGGGUCUCUGAGGCUGCCAGGAGGCUGGGCCUCUACAGGCCCACCUGAAGCCUAGGCGGAAAGGUCCCGAAUUUGCCUGGGGAUCUCCAGGCACGGGGAGCUCAUCACCUCCACUGGAGGACAGCUCAGGCCAAGAGGAACUACUCCCCGAUAGGACCCUUACUCCCACAAUGGAGGCCGCAGAUCGGGUCUGGCAGGAGGGGCCACAGGGCUCUGCUGCCCUUCCGAGAGGAGCCCUGGGGAGUGGAGGCUCUGAGAGGGGAGCUGGGGGGACACCACUGAAAUGUUUCCACAGUGGCCACGACCCCAAUAAAGCUUCUCUGGGAUAAAGGAA